Pistacia vera is the source of this 1569-nucleotide messenger RNA. RefSeq names its product probable glycosyltransferase At5g03795. Gene Ontology annotation, molecular function: glycosyltransferase activity. The transcript is spliced from 5 exons. The record is from RefSeq and is a predicted model, not a curated record. Bases 149 to 1399 code for a protein of 416 amino acids. Lineage: Eukaryota; Viridiplantae; Streptophyta; Magnoliopsida; Sapindales; Anacardiaceae.
AAUUAUAAGGCUGGUUUCAGAAAUCACAGUAAAAUAAAGAAGAAAAACCCAACACAGUGACACACAUAUCCAAACCAAAUCCCACCUGCAAAAGAAAAAAACUGAUCUUGCUCAUUCUUUCCACCCAAAUCCCCCUCAAUUUCCGGUGAUGAGUGCCAACAAGCCGCCGCAACUCCCUUUGUUAUCACCGCCGUCUCACACUUUAUGCUCCCUUCAAACCUCACUCCUUUCUCUAGCCGUUCUAACUCUUCUUUCCUUCACUUAUCUUUCUCUCAAAUCCCUCCAUUCCCCUCCCUCUUUUCUUUCUCAAAAUACUUCCUCUAUUCCUCUCGUCUUCACCCAAGAUGACUCUGUCUCUGUCGUCCACUCCAAUGUUUUCCACUCGCCAAAUAUCUUCCAUCUUAAUUACUUGGAGAUGGAGCAAAAAUUCAAGAUCUAUAUUUACCCUGAUGGUGAUCCCAACACCUUUUAUCAGACCCCCAGGAAAUUGACUGGUAAAUACGCUAGUGAAGGCUAUUUCUUUCAAAAUAUUCGAGAAAGUUCUUUCUUAACUCAGGAUCCCGAUCAAGCCCACCUGUUCUUCAUCCCCAUCUCCUGCCAUAAAAUGCGCGGCAAGGGGACGUCUUAUGAGAAUAUGACAAUAAUUGUUAAGGAUUAUUUGGACGGUUUGAUAAGCAAGUAUCCUUAUUGGAAUCGGACGCUAGGUGCUGAUCACUUCUUUGUAACUUGUCAUGAUGUGGGUGUAAGGGCGACUGAAGGGGUUCCGUUUCUUGUAAAGAAUGCAAUUCGGGUUGUGUGUUCUCCUAGUUAUGAUGUUUCCUUCAUUCCACAUAAAGAUGUUGCUCUCCCACAAGUCUUACAGCCAUUUGCUCUUCCCCGAGGAGGAAAUGAUAUGGAAAAUAGGAAAACCCUUGGUUUUUGGGCUGGUCAUCGAAACUCUAAAAUUAGAGUUAUCUUGGCUCGUGUAUGGGAGAAUGACACAGAACUUGACAUUUCAAACAACAGAAUAAAUAGGGCUACUGCACAACCUCUUGCAUAUCAGAAGAGGUUUUACAAAACUAAAUUCUGUAUAUGUCCAGGUGGCUCCCAAGUGAACAGUGCUCGUAUAGCUGACUCAAUCCAUUAUGGAUGUGUUCCUGUAAUAUUAUCGGACUAUUAUGACCUGCCAUUCAAUGACAUUCUGGACUGGCGAAAAUUUGCUGUCGUACUUAAAGAAAAUGAUGUCUACCAGCUCAAGCAAAUACUCAAGAACAUAUCAGAUGAAGAAUUUGUUUCACUGCAUAAGAACCUAGUUAAGGUCCAGAAGCACUUCCACUGGAAUUCGCCUCCCAUCAAAUAUGAUGCAUUCCACAUGGUGAUGUAUGAACUAUGGUUACGCCACCAUGUUAUUAAGUAUUAAUUUGUGGAUAUAAUUCCAGUUCAAUUUUGUCCGCGCUCAAGGUUGCUUGCUAACAACUCAAAAAACUUGUAAAGCAUGCAUACAGUACUCUUGCCCAUGACCCUUAAUGGGAAUUUACAUGUAUGAACUAAAAACAAUUUAUUUGUUCUUUAUAUAUUCGUUUUAUUCCA